AUGGAUUCCUCUGGAGAAGUAGCAAUCAUUCUUUCAAGCUCUGUGUUUCUGUUUCUCUUUUUAGCUCUCAUCAAGAUCUUUCACAAGCUAUGGUGGAAACCAACAAGCAUACAGAGGCUGAUGGCUUUGCAGGGCAUCAAAGGCCCUGCUUACAGACUUGUCCAUGGAAACACCAAAGAAAUCUUCAACAUGCAAAAUGAAGCCAUGGGCAAGCCCCAAGGUUUAUCACAUGACAUAUUUUCCAGAGUUCAACCUCAUUUUCACUCCUGGAUCAAGUUAUAUGGGAAGAAUUUUCUUCAAUGGUAUGGUCUUCGACCUCAAUUGAUCAUCACGGAACCUGAGUUGUGCAAGGAGAUACUGAAUGACAAAGAUAGAGCUUAUCCGAAAAGCAAGCCCAAAAGCUUUGUGAAGCAGCUACUGGGAGAUGGACCUGUGACAACAACCAACACUGAAAAAUGGGGAAAAUUGAGAAAGGUGGCCAACUAUGCUUUCCAUGGAGAAAGCUUAAAAAGUAUGACUCCGGCAACGAUAGCUAGUGCUGAGAUUAUGCUUGAAAGGUGGAAAAAUCAGGAUGGCAAAGAGAUUGAGAUGUUUGAAGAAUUUCGGUUGCUCACCUCAGAAGUGAUUUCCAGGACAGCAUUUGGCAGCAGCUACUUAGAAGGGGAGAAGAUUUUUGAGAUGCUGAUGAAGUUAUCCUUCUUAACUUUCAAAAACUCUUUGAAACUCAGGAUUCCUGGUAUCAGAUGAGAUGACUAUGAUCAUCAAUGAGACUCUGAGGUUAUAUCCGCCUAUUGUUGCCCUUGAGAGGGAAGCUGAAAGAGAAGUUAGGCUGGGAAACCUCAUUAUCCCUGCUACUGUUGAACUCGUCAUUCCAUCUUUAGCAUUUCACCAUGAGCCUGGAUUCUGGGGACAAGACGUGCAUCUUUUCAACCCGGACAGAUUCUUUGAAGGGGUUGCUAAAGCUACUAAGAAUAACAUAGCCACAUUCUUACCAUUUGGUAUGGGACCACAAAAUUGUGUGGGUUUGAACUGUAGGAAAUAUGAGUGCUAAAUUGCUAUAAAAUAAAUAAAUAAAAACUACAAACAAAACAGAUUUUUACAACAGCAUAAUGGAAUUAAAAGAACCUUAAUUGAGUCGAGGCAAGUGUUGGACACUCUGACCUUAAGACGAAUUACCCCACACUGGUGCUUAUGGUUCACUAGCGUUCGCCUCCCAAGAUACAACGACUCCCCUCCUUAUGAAAGAAGCACUACAAUUCGCAAGGAACUUUGAACCAAAAUUAUGCAGGAACCUCUCUUUAUGAAACUCUAAUGCUCUAUAUGUUUGAAAGUAUGU
Molecule: messenger RNA, 1336 nt
Organism: Prunus mume (Japanese apricot)
Lineage: Eukaryota; Viridiplantae; Streptophyta; Magnoliopsida; Rosales; Rosaceae
Product: cytochrome P450 CYP749A22-like
Molecular function (GO): oxidoreductase activity, acting on paired donors, with incorporation or reduction of molecular oxygen; monooxygenase activity; heme binding
Source: RefSeq, a predicted model, not a curated record